AUGCUACGCUUAGCAGCCCCGAAAGUCUCGCAGAAGAAACUCACAGAACUGAGGGUGUGCAAGUAUGCCUGCGAACGCGCUAUCGUAUUAGUGCUACCACCGCCGAAGAAAUCAGCGACGACCAUCGGUAUUAUUGCCAAUAACUUCAACCAUUUUUACAUGAGAUUUAGGCCACUGACCCUACUGCUCAAAUUGCAUGUGAGAAUGAUAAAAUAUUCUUUCGGCCGUGCAUUUCUGGUGGCCACGUUUGUCUUUCAGCUUUGCAAAAAAGGUACAUCAUGUGCUGGAAAAGGCAUUUUGGAAUCUAUAACAACAUCAGCACCAAAUGUUAUCUCGGUGGGGCGAAGACGCGGUGUCGGUAGUGUGUUUUUGUUCUCUAUAGAAUAUGCACAAAUGUUUGUUGGUUUUUCAGCAAACAGAGCUGCCAAAAGUCGCCUAAUAGACAUUUCGCUUUAUAUGGGCUUUGAGAAGGGUGAAAUUGCGGCUAGCACACAACAGGACUAG
Messenger RNA from Plasmopara halstedii, 504 nucleotides. RefSeq lists its product as uncharacterized. Bases 1 to 504 code for a protein of 167 amino acids. Lineage: Eukaryota; Oomycota; Peronosporomycetes; Peronosporales; Peronosporaceae. The transcript has a single exon. The record is from RefSeq and is a predicted model, not a curated record.